Messenger RNA from Xenopus laevis (African clawed frog), 2160 nucleotides. It is a transcript of the gene dcun1d1.S, whose product is annotated as DCN1, defective in cullin neddylation 1, domain containing 1 S homeolog. The coding region runs from base 521 to 1300 and encodes 259 amino acids. NCBI's taxonomy places the organism in Eukaryota, Metazoa, Chordata, Amphibia, Anura, Pipidae. Gene Ontology annotation, cellular component: ubiquitin ligase complex; nucleus; cytoplasm. The record is from RefSeq and is a predicted model, not a curated record. Gene Ontology annotation, biological process: protein neddylation; positive regulation of protein neddylation. The transcript has 7 exons. Gene Ontology annotation, molecular function: ubiquitin-like protein binding; ubiquitin conjugating enzyme binding; cullin family protein binding.
GUGAGUCACGGGGGCUGCUCCACAGACUGUACAUGGAGAACCAGCCCGUUAUACAAUGCAGCACUGAUGAGAGAGAGUGUGUAUAAAUGAAAAGUCACUGAACUUCUGGCUAAUGAGCGGGAACUAAGAGCAAGAGCAGCUCAGCUCCCCACACUCUAGUCUUUCCGUACAGAAUCUGUGGGAGACAGUCCCGUGCUCUUGAAUGGCUGCCACUCUGUAUUCGUCCCCAGCAGGUGCCUCCAGUCCAGACGUGUCUCUUAGUUUCCAAUACCCGCAGCUUCUCUCAUAGCGUCAGUCUCUCCCAGUAACUCGCUGCCCUUUCGCUCUCCCCAGCAAUAUCCCCGCCCCUUUCUCUGUGCGGACAGAGUGUUGUUGCCUGUGUGUGCGGCCCGCGCUGCUCCCCGUGCCCGGCCUCCCCUCUCUCUUUCUCCCGCAGGCCGCGGCCUCAUUGCGCAUGAGCGAGAUCGUAGAGCGUCCGUGAGAGCGGAAAGCGACACUCACCGGGAGGCCGAGCACCAACAUGAACAAGUUGAAAUCCUCGCAGAAAGAUAAAGUUCGUCAGUUUAUGAUAUUCACACAAUCAAGUGAGAAGACCGCCGUGUGUUGCCUGUCCCAGAAUGACUGGAAGCUAGAUGUUGCCACAGACAACUUUUUUCAAAAUCCAGAACUCUAUGUACGGGAAAGUGUAAAGGGAUCAUUGGACAGAAAAAAACUAGAGCAGCUUUAUAACAGAUACAAAGAUCCUUUGGACGAAAAUAAAAUUGGGAUAGAUGGCAUCCAACAGUUUUGUGAUGACUUAGCUCUUGAUCCAGCCAGCGUCAGUGUACUAAUUAUUGCAUGGAAAUUCCGAGCAGCAACACAGUGCGAGUUUUCAAAGCAAGAGUUUAUGGAUGGAAUGACAGAAUUAGGAUGUGACAGCAUAGAAAAGUUAAAAGCACAAAUACCAAAAAUGGAGCAAGAGCUAAAAGAGCCAGGGAGAUUUAAGGAUUUUUAUCAGUUUACAUUCAACUUCGCAAAGAAUCCAGGGCAGAAAGGUCUAGAUUUAGAAAUGGCCACUGCCUAUUGGAAUCUAGUACUAAGUGGAAGAUUUAAAUUCCUAGAUUUGUGGAACAAGUUUUUAUUGGAACACCAUAAACGAUCAAUACCUAAGGACACAUGGAACCUUCUUCUAGAUUUCAGUACAAUGAUAGCUGAUGACAUGUCAAACUAUGAUGAAGAAGGAGCAUGGCCAGUUCUCAUCGACGACUUUGUGGAAUUUGCACGUCCUCAAAUUGCAGGGACAAAAUGUACAACAGUGUAGCACUAAAGAACCUUAUAACCUUAUGUACAUAGUCUGUACAAACUUGACGCAACACAAAUUUUGCACAGUCAGUUUCUUCUGACUGGAUUGAACUGAACAUCAGCCUUCACAGCAAUUCCAGAGGGUUGAAAGACAUUAUGGAGACAUCAUAAGACCAUAUCCUUGUUCUUUUGGUGGUUUGGGCCUCUCUGCUAGCCUGGAGCACAAUUCUCGUUUCAUGUUUCCAAACUGUGGAAUUCAUCACAUAUCUAUGGAACCUGUUUACUCUCCCAUAAAUUUUAGAUUAACCCCAUGGCGUUUUUUUUUCACAUAAAGCACAAUGUCGCCUUCAUCUGCUAACAUCAUCACAGCCACGGUGAAGUUACUCCAAACCUAAUUUUCGUUUUUUUUUUUAAAUUUCUUGGACAACACAGAUCGCGCCUCUUAAAUAAUGAUUCGUCCAUCAUUUUAGGAGGGGAAGAUAUUGGUUGGUUGCCAUCCUGGCUAUGACUUUAGAACUGAGCUGGUAAACCAUGGUUUGUAGAUACCUAAAGUAUAUGGAUGAACAGGGAACUUCUUCAGAGAUUUUUCAUUUUCAGUAACUUGGUGUCAAAAUGAAAGCAUCAUGUUAUGUACGAGACCCGAGCCUUAUAAAGUCCUGCAGCAUAUAUAUAUAUAUAAAAAAAAAGGUAUAUACAUAUAGUUGCAGUAGGGAAACUGCAUUCUAAAGCAUUGCACUGAUUGGUUUUAUUCUGUUAGGUAUCCAUUGAUGUGUCAGAAUGAAUGUCAUUUGCUUUCUAGCCAAGCUUAUUACAUGGGAUUUCUCGAACACAAGAAUGAUGCGUUUGGUUGCCAUGAGUAAAAGAACAUUUCUUACUUUA